This is a messenger RNA of Colletotrichum gloeosporioides, 903 nucleotides long. RefSeq lists its product as uncharacterized. The transcript has 2 exons. Bases 1 to 903 code for a protein of 300 amino acids. The record is from RefSeq and is a predicted model, not a curated record. NCBI's taxonomy places the organism in Eukaryota, Fungi, Ascomycota, Sordariomycetes, Glomerellales, Glomerellaceae.
AUGUCCAGUCCGAAGCGCACGGUGUUUCAGGGACGCGAGAAGGCCAUGACCCAGGAACAACUCGCCGCGCUCGCCGCCGAGGCGGCGCAACACGCCGAGCAGGAAGCCGACAUGGGGGAUGACACCAUCCCUCAGAUCACGUCGGAUAUCAUUCCAGGCAUCAAAAACAAUAGCUCUGAUGCCGACGAUGCCGCUCCCGCUCCGAAGCGCAAGCGAGGCCGGCCCAUCCUGGCCCCGAUGAAGAUCAAGCGUGAGGACUCUGUGGUGCGUCUCGACGAGGUGGAGGCUUUUCAAGGGGGUUCGUCUUCUCAGUAUGGCACUCCUCUUGGCACUCCAGAGUUGCCUGCCACGUCUCGGGCAGCGGGAAAAGCCAAGCGCAAGUUCGAGCAAGCCUCUGCCAACGAUACACAAAAAGCGGGUGUCACGGUCAUCUCUAGAGCACAGGCCGCCAAAAAGUCGAAGAAUGAGAACGUCGACGGCCAUGCUGUUAACAGCGACGAGACUGAGGACGACCCUAAGAGACAGAAAGAGUUUGAGGACGACCCUGAAAGACAGAAUGGGAGUGAGAACGACGGGGAGGAAGAGAGCGUAGAGGGCAACGGCGCGGUCAAUGAUCAAGAGGUUCCAGUUCAGACCCCCCGUCGCGGCCGCCCCCGGAAGAACAUGACGGCUGCUGAGGCUGACCCUCCGAAGCGCCGUGGUCCAGGUCGUCCCUCAAAGACCCAGACUCCUACAACGUCCAGCAAGGCCACCAGAGGCAGCAUUCAGAGCAAGAGACACCGCAUUUCAGCACGCCUCAUGAUCUUGCAAGCUAAUCGAGGUGUCUCUGCAGACGAAAAACGAUCUCUCCGAUCUUCGGGCACAAACGCCGACGCAACCAAGAAGGUAGUUAUUUCCCUUUGA